Molecule: messenger RNA, 686 nt
Organism: Daphnia pulicaria
Lineage: Eukaryota; Metazoa; Arthropoda; Branchiopoda; Diplostraca; Daphniidae
Product: cuticle protein 7-like
Exons: 3
Coding region: 146-586 (146 amino acids)
Cellular component (GO): extracellular matrix
Source: RefSeq, a predicted model, not a curated record
CGCCCGCCCACUCCUGCAGAUUUUGCACGAGUGUUCUUUCACGUAUCACAGCCCAUGAUGUGAGAUUGGUAUAUAAAGGAUGGAAACGGUCCACUUUAGAUAUCAGUUAUCCAGCUGAAUUCAAUCGUACAACAACUCCAGCAACAUGCAGUUCCUCAUCGUCGCCGCUCUCGUCGCUGUUGCCGCCGCCAAUUCCGCAUACCCGACUCCAGCUCCAGCUUACCCAGCAGCUCCAGCUUAUCCCGCCCCUGGAUACAAGACUGAAUCAUACCCCCCACAGCCGUACAGCUUUGACUGGGAAGUCAACGAUGCCCCAUCUUACAACAACUACGGCCACUCUGAGAAGAGCGACGGAAAAGUGACCACCGGAUCUUACCGUGUUUUGCUUCCCGAUGGCCGCACCCAGAUUGUCACCUACAAGGCUGACAGCUACGGAUACGUUGCUGACGUCAAGUACGAGGGUGUAGCCAAGUACCCCGAGUACAAACCCAGCACAUAUGCUGCUCCAGCUUACAAAGCUCCCGCAUACCCAGCAGCAGCUCCCGCUUACCCCGCACCUGCCUACAAGGCUCCCGCCACGUACUAGAAAAUGAAUGUUUACAUGAAUUUUUAUUGUUCAAGAAUAAUCCUAUAAAUGAACUAUUGUCGUGAUUUGAAUCAAGAGAAAUAUAUUAUGUAAAAAGAAA